This is a messenger RNA of Colletotrichum karsti, 2961 nucleotides long. RefSeq lists its product as uncharacterized. The transcript has a single exon. Bases 1 to 2961 code for a protein of 986 amino acids. NCBI's taxonomy places the organism in Eukaryota, Fungi, Ascomycota, Sordariomycetes, Glomerellales, Glomerellaceae. The record is from RefSeq and is a predicted model, not a curated record.
AUGGCAGCAACACCGUUCGAUGCUCCUCUACCGGGCUCAUCCUUCUUCGACAUCUACACUGAUGGCGCUCCCCAGCGCAGUCCUGCCUCUGCCUCCCUUCCCGGAGGAGCCUGCAACUUCGUGGAUCUGACCCCCGGCGCCAACGGGGCCAAGUGCGGAUGCCGUCGUUUCUGGAGCCGCUUUCCCGCCGCGAGGGCUUAUGCCGAUAACCUGGGCACUGACAAUUCCAGCUGGUGCAUGUGUGCCCAUCAUGCCUGCUUCCAUGAUGAUGGUGGUCGCGGUGGGAGCGAAGCGUCGGCGUCUGCGCAAACUCCCACCACCGCUCUCGCGCCGACACAUGCGCCCGCCGCUGCGCCCAUUGCCCAUAUCGCCGGACAGGAGAAUGAGAAGCCGAGGAUGUCCAGGGAGCCUCUCAGCCCGGUCCAGAUGCCCGAGAUGUCCUUCCGUAUGCCCGCCGGAUUCACCCCGACCAUGGAGUUUAUGAACCUGGACGCUGCCAUGGCCACGCCCCAGAACAAGCCCGAGGAACUCAGGCCACGGCCUCCGGAUCAACCCAGCCAGCUCCCGGAGUCUACUCUACAGGAUACGUUAGCCUGGGGCGAUUUCAUCCAGUCCCAGCCUGGAAAUCAUACUACAUUGCCGCCGAUACCAGCUCAAUGUCUAAUGCCGUCUCAACCCAGCUCCACAGCUUCAUCCAGCCAGGCCCGCUAUCUUCGUCCCUUUGCCGGGAGAGGUCUCCAGACACUUAGUGGUGUAGCUACUUCCAAUCCCAGGACACCGCGCAAGGAAAAACCCCAGGAUGCCGGAGCUUUAUUUGCUCAACCGAUUGACCAAGGCUACAAGGAUGAUGCAGGCGCAAUGGCUCACGACGAUCACGGCGCCGAAACUCCUCGAGCGCAGUCACCGAGGGAACUAGGAAAGGUCGAUGCCUUGUUCGCAGGACCCUCACGCAAUACGUUCCGUCACCUAUCAGAUACCGUCCAAGGACAUGAAAGCCGCCUGGACAAACUGGAAAACAUUUCCUUCUCCGCUGCCGGGCAUGAUGAGUGCCACGAGAAGCAUGAUGCUGUCGAUCUUCGCGUCACUGACCUCGAGGUGCGCGUGGAGGAGGUCGAGAAACUCAUGAAUGAUAACAGCAGUGUCGUGGGCCGUCGUGACCGGCAACACCUCGACGAAUCUACCAACAGUGUCGUCUCUGUUGCGACUAGCACGACAACCCGAGCCGCUCACUCGCACGAGAUGUACAGCCAGAUCCAAUCCUUACAAUCUCAACUCUUUCAGCUUCAAUCACAAAUACCGUCACUGGCUCGGCCUUGGGAGAUUGAAGUCGUUUUCUUACCGUUUCCGCUUAAGCGGGUUUGGCAGGAGCUUCAGGAUUUCAAGGCCGAUGUCCACUCCAGCUUAGAUGAGUGGACGCAGCUACCAAACACCAACAGCGGAGUGACGAUGAGAGCGCAAUCGCCAUUCUGCGCGGAAUGGGCUGACCCAGGGCACGACCACGAAUGGCUCAUGGCCAAAGCCUGCGGUCCAAUGAAUGUUGUCGAUAGACGACUGAGGAGUCGCGGCCUCGUGCGCACCAUCUCCAUCAAAGGCUCCGAUGCCAGAAGCGUCCAAGCAGCCAUGCAUGUUGCCUUCUCCAGCACAUUCGCCGAUUUCUCCAUCGCAACGCCCUCGCCUUCACGCCGGCGCAGCUUCGAUGGCAAGGCAGACCGUUUCUUGGGCCUGCAGCAGUCAUGGGUGCCUCUUCGGAAGAUCCACAAGGACUCCCGCCUGCGCUUCUUGACGCCGGCCGAGAUGAUCACGCCCGCCGUUUGGGACGUGUCUUUCCUACACUCCGUCAUCAUGCGGUCUUCUCAGCCUCGUCUGUUCGUCACCCAGCCUGAAGCAUAUCUGCAGGACUCGCACGCGUUCGAGUGCGGGUGGACGUGGCAGCGGCUCCGGGAGAUGAGUCGGUUCUAUCCCGACUCUCAAGCAACGCAAGAAGUACCCGAGGCAGAUGCUCGCGAGGAUCACUGGGCGUGGAACGACCAUUUGGACGAAGCGCCCAGUGCUCAGCCUUCAUUGAGCAUUCGACAAGCGAGACAACGUGUAUCAGCCUCGCCAUCCCUCCACCACAUCACGAUGCAGUCGUCUAUGCGGUCGUCCAGCCCGAUGAUGACCCGUGGCCAGACUCCUAUGAGGGAAGCCCUAAUGAGAGAGCGGAAGGGAUCCAAGCCUCCAUACAUCCGCACCACCUCCAUGCCUCCCGCGGUCCCUCCGAACUAUUCGCCAGCACUCGCCAAACGGCGCGUGUCAUCGUUUGGACAGCGACAGUUGGCUGCUCAAAUUCGCACCAGUCCUCCCAACGUAGCAACGACGAUGGCAGCGUCAACGGCUUACAAACGCCGGCGAACUCGAUCGCCCAGCCGACCUCGCAACACGCCGCGCUGGACCAUGUCACCGAGCCCAGCACCCGGCUUCGUUCCCGUCGAUGAACGCCACCAGACAGGCCGAGGCAUCACCCCGAUGUACUAUGCCACGCCAUACAGCAACGCACCUCUCACCGAGUCGCGCCCGCGCGUCUCCGGCGGUGUGGCAGACGACUCCGACACGGAAGUCGACGGGCAGGAUGACGAAAACGUGGACGCGAACCACGGGAGCACCAACCCUUAUGACGAGGAGGGCAGCGAAUACAGCGUCGAGGUGACUCACAUGGUCACCAUGCGCGAGGGUGACUCAUCGCACCCGCGGCAGCCUGAGGAUGAGCCUUGGCCCGGCAUCGAGGACCAGGACCACAUGUCGGACGGGGAGAACAUCGACCCCCUCUUCUCCCCCACGGGCGGGGAAGAGGACGCCCAGUCCGACGUGAGCAGCCAGCCCUCGGAGUAUCCCAGCACUCAGCGCGGCUGGCAAGUCCCCGGCGCCGAGAACGGGAUGGGCUUCCACAUUCACGAGGACAACGAGGGCAUGCGGUGGCCCUAG